Messenger RNA from Fusarium coffeatum, 2058 nucleotides. RefSeq lists its product as uncharacterized. The record is from RefSeq and is a predicted model, not a curated record. The transcript has a single exon. NCBI's taxonomy places the organism in Eukaryota, Fungi, Ascomycota, Sordariomycetes, Hypocreales, Nectriaceae. The coding region runs from base 1 to 2058 and encodes 685 amino acids.
AUGAAGAAACCGUGGAAAUCUGGGGCCAAUGCUGCUCCAGGCGCUCAGCCUGUUGAUAUUCAACAGUCUGCUAUCCGGGGCAGAAUCUCAGGACCGGUUCCCAUUUCAACUUCUCUGGACGAUGAAUUUCCAAUUCGCAAUCCUGGUACCAACAUAGCGACGCCUGUCCAGAACGAAUUCCAGGAAUCUCAACCCGAGCCCACCCCAUCCCGCAGUGAUUUCAGAUCACCAACUCUUCCAGAAACUCGUCGAAACGGACCACACAGUUUCAGAGAGGAGCCAAGAUUAUCAAUCCAUGCCCGGCAGCCUGGUACACCAAGCCGGCUGCAAAAGGCUGAGCCAUCAAGCAAUGCCAGGCAUUCUUUUGUUAGCUCAGAUCGUACGCAAAAUAAAGAUAAGGAGCGCCCACAACGAAAACAAUCGACCCUUCGUGGUGCUUUGGGUAAGCUCUUCAACCGCAAGAAGAGGGCCAACGACAACGAGAGCACUGGAAAUACCGACUCAGAAGCCGGGUCAGUGCCAGUACGCCCCGGGCCUUAUCGCCGAUCGACCGGCGAGGAUGGUCGAGCACAAGAUUCAGUGCCCAGCUUAAGUCAUAAAGAUAGAUCGGCUCCUAGAGCAAGGAGUCGCCCUUUCCCUGGAGCAGAGUCUAAGCGGUCUGCCUCACUCCCCAUCACCGAGUUCGAUCGAGCGUUGAGAUCUCACUCUAUCAGACCGGAAGACGUACGCGCCAUUGAGAGCGCACGUAACUCAUUGAGCGCUGACUUCGGUCUAACUCAUGCAGCAAAGCUACGUGAGUGUAAUCUGGCAGGUCUUUCUCCGCGACCUGCGAGCAGUCAUGGUCGAGAAAGCCGUCAGGAUCAACAUGACGAGAACGUCAACGAAAUCGGGCGUGCAAUUACCAGCGAUCUUCCAGGAGUUCGACGAAGAUCGCGGAGCUUGUCAGGUCUCCCAGAUGACAGCCAUAUUCAUACUCGCCGGCGCAGUGACGAGAUCAAAUAUUGGAGAGAAAGCUACGAUCCUACCUUCAUGCACCCCAUGUCUUCUAACGUUGUGGACGGCGAAGAUGGCGUCGCCGCGGAAGCCGAUUAUGUUCAGCAUGGCGAGGAAGAAGAUUCACAGCAGCAACAGGCGGAACCCUUCAACUUUGGCUCUUUUGCAGACAUGAAACAAGUGGGCAGCAUGAAGAUUACACAUGCAGCGAACAUGGAGACACGGAUCAACAAUCUUGAGUCCCGCGUUUAUCAGUUAGAGCAAGUUCUCGACCGAAUGCGCGACAAUGGCUCGAACCGACAAUCACACCUGGACCCCCCUGACCGGGCUGCGCCCCCAAUCCCAAUCGAAGAACGGUACACGGCAAAGGUUGCAAAUGACCAAGCAGAUUGGACUGAAAGGGACAACAGGAGAGGGUCGAGGCGACUCGAUGGUCAUCAAAAAGCAGGCCAAAGAGGAAGUAUGUUUCUUGAUCUACAGUCCCCAGCCAUUUUGGAUGGCAGCAAGGAUCGCCCUACAUCCACAGCAACAGUCCGUGGCACGACUAGUCUACCCAGCUUGCUCAAAGAUGCACCCGAGGCUUUUACGAUGGAUCAUUACACAACACUUCUAGCUCUGAUUCAUACCGAACGUUCCGCCCGACAAGCUUUGGAGACUCAAGUCAGGACACUUGGUCACCAACUAAGCAUUCUAUCAAAUUCAGCAGCUAUGAACGGCGGGUACGACCCCCCUCCGACAGCGAAGUCCUUUGGUGACAGAUCGGCGUUCGAUCACGACGACGAUGAUGAUAACCUUGCAUCCCUGGCGGUCAUCACGAGAUCGCAUAGCCGACACGUCGACCCCGAAGAUUCGGGUAUUGGGACUGGCCAUGGCGACGACAGCGAGUACUCCGAUACAUUUGAGACACCUCGUGAAGAGAGUGGACAUAACUUUGGCGCUUUUGGCGAAGACCUCGAUAGGGAAGACCAGGCACAGACAAAGGCGGCACGGACGUUGUCUUUAUCACAAUUAACCAUGGGCAGAGGUACUCAGAAAUCUUCGCAGCAUCUUCGUCGGGUCAUAUGA